AGUAAAGUGAGAGGAAUUGCCCAUGAAUUUGACCUAAAUUAAAAGAAGAAAACCUACGUUACUUCUCCCAUGUCUCUUCUCUAACUUUGUUAGAGCUGGUGAUCGAAGGUGACAAAUAUCCGUGCAUAUAAUAUAAUCGAGGUGCACCAAACUAGUCCGGACGUCAAAGAAAAAAAGAGUGACGGGUCAGAUGCAACAUCCUCUGCUUAACCCUAUAAUAAUAAACAUAAACUGACGGCUCUUAUUCAACUGCACUUUGCCCAUUCCACAAGUUAAAUCACUCUAAACUAGACAGUUCGAGGCAAUUAACAUUAAUCUCCAACUUAGUUGUCUCUUCCCAAACUUAUAAUACGGAAAAACAAAACCCAUUUUCCUUAAAAUUCGAUAAUUAUUAGGAGUAUUCCUUUUUUUUUUUUUUUUGCAAAUCCGGUGGAAGCAAUGUACAGAGGUCUGCAGCGGUUUAGAACCUCUGGUUCUUCGAUUGUUAACCGCUUAACAGUGCCUCAGUUGAGAAGGAAGGCUUCUAAUUCAUUGUCUGCUAUUCAGGAUACUUAUUAUUCAACUAAGGAUAUAUUCGAGAGGCAUAAGGUGGUGUUCACAAUCUCAACAUCAAUAGCAUCAGUUGCUACAGCAUGGUUCGGUUAUACUUUACGACAUCUUCAUGAAUCGAGAGUUGACCAACGUCUCGAAUCUAUAGAGAAAGCUAUGAAGAAUGAUUAUCAAAUUGAAGAUCCUGAAUUUAAGAAGCUUGUGUCUGGAUCCAUUAGUGUUCCGGCUUGUGUUGCAACUGCUGGAACAACACUAAUUCUCGGGUAUGCUUUGGGUUUUCGAGGUGGAAAAUGGUAUGCAAACAGGAAGUUUAGAAGAGAACAGAUGAAAUUGUUGGGGCAAAUAAAGCCUAAAAGAUGGCCACUCAGGUUCUUACGGCGACCACUAAUAAAGUCUAAAUUGCCAGAAAAUCUUGUUACAGCAUCAGAAACAUCACCUAAAGGUGCAUCUGCUUCCCACAGUUGAGGAUAAUCCCCUAGUUUACUGACAAAAUGAGGUCCAAAGGCAAAAAUUUUUGGUCCUAUCGUAAUUACUACGAGUACAGAAAAGCCGCUUAGUUACCAAAUGUUGAUACCAUAUCUUGUUUAUAAUACCUUGUCAUUGGAUUUAGUUUUUUUUUUUUUUUUAAUUUCUUAAUUAUCAAUCAGGGGUUGAAAUCUUAAUGUUGACUGGGAUAGUAGUUAGCUCGUGAGGUUGAAGAUCACAUGACUAGGUUUUUGCUGCUUCUUUUGGAAUUUACCCAUUCAUAUCAUUACCAGAAAAUCUUAGUAGUUUAAUUGAUUGGCUACAUGAAUAUCACUUACUAGUGGUGAGGUUUUGCUUUC
Messenger RNA from Capsicum annuum, 1373 nucleotides. RefSeq lists its product as uncharacterized. NCBI's taxonomy places the organism in Eukaryota, Viridiplantae, Streptophyta, Magnoliopsida, Solanales, Solanaceae. The transcript has 5 exons. The record is from RefSeq and is a predicted model, not a curated record. The coding region runs from base 439 to 1014 and encodes 191 amino acids.